AUGAUUGGCUUCUAUUUGCAUCUCAUCACCGAGACUCCCGCCAUCUUCAGCUUCCUCUUCUCGCCCUCCAUGACUCUGGCACAACCCCAGCCCUACGCUUCCCCGGUCAUCAGGCAAUAUGGGGUUUUGCUAGCAGUGACCAGCCUUAUUCUGAUUAGCGUCAUGAUUGAUAUUGAACACCGCGCCAAAAUGACCAACGACGAUCCCUAUGCUCAAAUUUUGAGACAGCGGAUGGCGGGAGCGCUCGCGGUCUAUCAUCUUGCACCUACCUUUAGAGCCAUUGGACGGUUGGGUGUUCAUUUCCGAUCUCCAUUUUGGGUUGGUUUGGAACCGAGUUCAAAGGAGGUUCGCGGAAGGACUGUGGAAAAAGGAUUAUCCAAAGCUAUACUUUCGUCUCCCUUGGUGCAUUUGAUGUUGCAUGGAGUGUGUUGUGCGCUGCUGGUUGACAUGGCCCUCGGAAGAAGCUCUUUGUAUUAA
This is a messenger RNA of Penicillium soppii, 477 nucleotides long. RefSeq lists its product as uncharacterized. Lineage: Eukaryota; Fungi; Ascomycota; Eurotiomycetes; Eurotiales; Aspergillaceae. The coding region runs from base 1 to 477 and encodes 158 amino acids. The record is from RefSeq and is a predicted model, not a curated record. The transcript has a single exon.